Molecule: messenger RNA, 603 nt
Organism: Rotaria sordida
Lineage: Eukaryota; Metazoa; Rotifera; Eurotatoria; Philodinida; Philodinidae
Source: the annotation of a GenBank genome assembly
AUGCUCAUUGAUGAACAAGGAAAUAUUGCAUCCAAUUAUGAACAAAUAACAUAUAUGCCUGCUCAUGAUUGUAAUAGAAAAUUGAAUAUCUAUUUACUGUAUCCACAUCGACCUAAAUAUUCAUCAAGAAAUUAUUCUAUUCGUAUUGAUCUUUUUGACAAAUUAACAUUAGAUUAUUGGACAAGUUGGUAUUUACCAAUUCCAUUUCAGUUUCUUCUUGUUAAUCGAAUAUCAGCUCAGCUAAACAUUCCUGAAGUACGAGAAAAUACACUAUGUGCACUAUCAUGUGGAGAGCAUGGUCAGUGUAUGAGAUAUACAAAUAUGAAUAAUUCAGUUUUUUGUCGAUGUGAUCAAGGAUAUUCUGCUACUUUCUGUAAUAUUACAUAUCAAUGCCAAUGUUCAAAUGACUCAUUCUGUCUUGCUCCAUCUAUUUGUGUAUGUCCCUUGAAUAAGUUUGGCUCACGUUGUUAUUUGAAAAGAUCAAUAUGUCAAUCAGUGAACAAUCCAUGUCAACACAAUGGACUUUGUGUAGCAAUUGAUGUUCGUAUUAAUUUAUAUGAAUUUAUCUGUAUUUGUAAAGAAGGUUAUCAAGGUGAACGAUGU